GUUGCAUGUGCUGCAGCCACAGUGAGCAGAUCAGGGCUUGAGCCAAAGGCGAACACACCCACCAGCCGAGACAGGACUGCUUUAUUCAGCGACUCCUCUCCACCGAGCUCACACUGCCACCAGAUCAACUUCCACUCAGACCGUUCAGCAGGGACGACCUCCUCACACCCGUACGCUCACGCCCGCCUGCUCGUCUCAUCUGAUCAAUAAUCGCCAUGGAAACCCCGAGCCAGAAAAUAGGCCGCAGAGCCGUGUCCCCGGCCCGCAUCACCAGGCUGCAGGAGAAGGAGGAGCUGUGCAACCUCAAUGACCGGCUGGCCGUCUACAUCGACAAGGUGCGCUCCCUGGAGUCGGAGAACGCUUCGCUGCGGCUGCGGAUCUCCGAGUCCGAGUCCGUGGUCACCCGCGACCUGUCGGGCAUCAAGGCCACCUACGAGACGGAGCUGUCCGACGCCCGGAAGACCCUGGACCAGGUGGCGAAAGAGCGAGCGCGACUGCAGCUGGAGCUGGGAAAGAUCAGGGAGGAGCACAAGGAGCUGAAAGCCAGGAACGCUAAGAAGGUGUCGGACCUGGAGGCGGCGCUGGUCCGGCUCCGGGACCUGGAGGCCAUGCUGAACUCCAAAGACGCCGCCUUCACCACCACCCUGGGGGAGAAGAGGGGUCUGGAGGCCGAGGUGAAGGAGCUGAAGGCCCAGCUGGCCAAGCUGGACAUCAGCUUGGCCGACGUGAAGAAGCAGCUGCAGGACGAGAUGCUGAGGAGAGUGGACGCCGAGAACCGCCUGCAGACCCUGAAGGAGGAGCUGGAGUUCCAGAAGAACAUCUCUGCUGAGGAGCUGCGCGAGUCCAAGCGUCGCCACGAGUCUCGCAUGGUGGAGAUCGACAGCGGCCGGCAGCAGGAGUUUGAGAGCAAACUGGCCGUGGCUCUGGCCGAGCUGAGGGCGCAGCACGAGGAGCAGGUCCACAUCUACAAGGAGGAGCUGGAGAAGACCUACAACUCCAAGCUGGAAAACGCCCGUCACUCAGCUGAGAGGAACAGCAACAUGGUCGGAGCUGCUCACGAGGAGCUGCAGCAGACCCGGGUUCGUCUGGAGGGCAUGACGUCCCAGCUGAGCCAUCUGCAGAAACAGCUGACGGCAAGUGAGGCUAAGGUGCGCGAGCUGGAGGAGACCCUGACGCGAGAGCGCGACCUGAUGAGGCGACGUCUGGAGGACAAAGACCGAGAGAUGGCGGAGAUCCGAGCCCGGAUGCAGCAGCAGCUGGACGAGUACCAGGAGCUGCUGGACAUCAAGCUGGCCCUGGACAUGGAGAUUCACGCUUACAGGAAGCUGCUGGAGGGAGAGGAGGAGAGGCUGCGUCUGUCCCCCAGCCCCUCCUUCACGAAGGUGACCGUGGCCCGCUCGUCCGGCUCCAGCCGCCUGCACCACUCCUCCGCCGUGGCCUCCAGCAGCCGCAACUCCUCCGGCGCCAGCAGCUCCAAGAAGCGGCGCCUGAACGACAACGACAGCGAGACCUCCAGCAUGGUGGGCGGCACCGUGACCAAGGCCCGCAUCAGUCAGCACGCCUCGGCCAGCGGGCGCAUCACCGUGGACGAGGUGGACCUGGAGGGGAAGUUCAUCCGCCUGAGCAACAAGGCUGACGAGGAUCAGUCUCUGAGCAACUGGCAGCUGAAGCGACAGGUGGGGAGCGGCGCCCCCAUCGUCUACAAGUUCCCCCACAAGUUCACCCUGAAGGCCGGAGCCAGCGUGACCGUCUGGGCUGCCUCUGGGGGAGGAAGCCACAAGCCCCCCACUGACCUGGUGUGGAAGAGCCAGAGCUCCUGGGGGUCCGGUGACCUACUGCAGACCACCCUCAUCAACGCCAACGGAGAGGAAAUGGCCUCGAGGAAAGUGACGCGCACGUUGUUCCAGGAUGAUGAAGAUGAAGAGGGAGCUCACAGCACGAGCGGAGCGGACGACCACGCCGAGUACAACCUGCGCAGCCGCACCGUCGUCUGCGACUCGUGCGGUCAGUCGUCGGAUCGCAGCGGCGGGUUGGCCGAAGGCCUCGUGGGACAGUCCUACUUCAUGGGAACCAACGAGCCCCGACAGGGCCGAGUGAAGCCGGAGAACUGCUCCGUCAUGUAACCAGCCAACCGUCACCUGAACGCACCACAGAGGAGUCCUUUCCCUCCGUCAGGAUGUUUGUCUUCAUUUUUAUAUAAAUAUGAUUAUGGUUUUGUACCCAGGUUAGAUUAGCUUCAAGGUUUGGGUGAAGGGCUCAGAGUUUUUCAUGUUCCCGCUUCCUGCAUGUCCGCUGCGCUGAACGCUUCUCCAGGACUCGGUUCUGUCCGAGCACUCGGCUCCGCUGACCGGCGCUUCCAUCCCAGUCGGCAUUUCUCGUUUGACCCCGACAGGUUAACGGGCCUGAGGUCCGUUCUCACCGCAGCUUCGGGCUGUUUAUAUGCAACAGGACAAUCCUGCAAAGGCUCAGGUUUGAAACGUUUCCAAAGUGCUUUAAAAUAUUAUUUUCAGCAAAACAAUCAUUUUGUCUGAUCGUCCUCUGCUCAGAUAAAUCUGCUGCAGAAGAAUCAACUCAUCAUGCUCAGAUGUUUCAUGUCCAGGAUGUAUUUAUGAUGUUUUUGUGCUUUAAAUCAGAACAGAUCAGAAAUCUCAUCAGCUGCAUCUGUUUUUUUUUUAGAUUAGAACAGCAGUCUUGUGACUGUCAGCCCCCCCAGCCCCCAUCGAGCCUUUAAAACCGGUCACAAGCUUCUUUUUUUGUUUUCCUGCUCAGCUUGGUGCCUUCAUGAACCUUCAGUUCAGCUUGUAUCACUUCACGCUUUGCUUUUAUCGCAGCAGCUCCACGUGUCCUGUCGUUCGGCAGCUGGACUCUUUUAUACUCCAGUGGAAAGUUUAGCAAAAUGGAAAAUACUUGACGGCUGUUUAUUUUUUGUCCGAUGCAACAGUUAUGUAAUCUUUAUUCCUCAAGUGCCUCGUCUUGUAACGACCCUAACGACCAGCAGGGAGCGGUUAUCAUGCAGCGUGUUGUUUUGUGUCAGCUGAACCUCAGUUCAGGGAGGAGCCGAAGCUUCGGCUGAUGGUUGAGCUCCUGCUGUCGGCUCGUCAUGAAACUUCCCUGUUUGAUGCUUUAAACUCGCACCCAAAGCUGUUGAUGCCAAAGAUUUAUUUUCCUUCCAGAGUUAACAGAGGCCGAGCAUCGAGUUUUUUCUUUUCUAUAAUAAUGCUGAAUAAAAACUAUUUUUUCCA
This is a messenger RNA of Nematolebias whitei (Rio pearlfish), 3242 nucleotides long. RefSeq names its product lamin-A. Lineage: Eukaryota; Metazoa; Chordata; Actinopteri; Cyprinodontiformes; Rivulidae. The coding region runs from base 216 to 2123 and encodes 635 amino acids. The record is from RefSeq and is a predicted model, not a curated record. The transcript is spliced from 13 exons.